Rotaria sp. Silwood2 is the source of this 407-nucleotide messenger RNA. Lineage: Eukaryota; Metazoa; Rotifera; Eurotatoria; Philodinida; Philodinidae. The record is from the annotation of a GenBank genome assembly.
AAGCUCCAUUCUCAUUUGAUACAAUAAGUCUUUACGUACGACAAGAAUUCGGUCAAUUAUAUGAUUCUAAUAUGGCAAAAGGUGAUGCAGCAUGGUAUAUGGAUCAAGUCUAUUGUUCAAUGUUAUUAAAUGAUUAUUGUGAAAAACAUUCGAAUAUUAAAAUUGAUAAACUUUAUAAAACAUCAUCACGUCUUGAUCCAGGUUUAUCACAACAGUUUUGGCACCCACAAAGAUUCAAAGAAUUUGGUGAUGCUCAUACUACACAUGAUGACAUAUUUGAUUCAUAUAAUUGGGGAUCAUUUAGAAAUUUAUUAUUUUUUAUGUUUAACUCAUCAUUAGCAAACGAUUUUGAUUUAUAUUACAAACAAUUUCUUCUUACUUUACGAGAUAAACCAGAAGAUCAUUAA